This is a messenger RNA of Drosophila bipectinata, 2478 nucleotides long. RefSeq lists its product as uncharacterized. The record is from RefSeq and is a predicted model, not a curated record. NCBI's taxonomy places the organism in Eukaryota, Metazoa, Arthropoda, Insecta, Diptera, Drosophilidae.
AUUCCGACUUGGAUUCACAACUUCAGAGUCUCUGCACCGCCCGUGGAAAGUUGUUGAUGUUCGCGUCGAUUUCGGAAUUUUUAGAGUUUAGUUCGCGUUUUGUCUAACCGCUCGAAAUGUGCAAUUUGUUGUGGCUUUCGGCCUGUUUUGUGGCCGUCUGCCUGCCCCUCGCCCUCAGCGAUGCGAAUGCGAAUGCCACUCAGGCGGAGCCAGUAGCUGCCAGACUCCAGGCGGAACCCAAGCCCCAGACGGAGCUCGCGCCCACGGCGGAGAAACUGAUCCGGUAUCGCCGCCAGCCACCCUACGGCAAGAGAUCCAAGCUGCGCCGCCGGACAAAGGGUCCGCCCAAGAUCAAGUACGGACCGCCGCCGGGUCCCUACCGGUAUGCGAAACCCUCGUUUCCGGCCCACCACAUCGAGGAGCCCAGCUUCUCCAUCGAGGACUUCCAGAACCUGAAGUUCGAUCCUGCGGACUUCAAGAUACCCACCUCCAGCUACGAGGCGCAGUCCAUGGAUCUGGACUUCUACAACCAUGACCCGGAACCCGAUCUUUAUGGGGCCCACAAGUUUCCCAGCUUGGAUUUCGGACUGGUCACCACCCACAACGAUCACAAGCCCCACCAGAAGUACGGGCUGCCACCUCUGACGCACAGUUUCCAGCCUCCGGAUCACUCUUUCUCCUCCCACUAUGAGCCGCCUCCAGCUCCGGCCCAUCCGCCCUCCACGCGCUACGGAGUACCCUCGAUACCGGCUUCGGUUCCCAACUUUUCGCACCAGGAUCUGCCAGCUCCAGACUCCUACUCGAUUUACGAGCAAAAGAUUCCAAAUGUGGGCUACCAUCAGAACUUUGCAGAGCCACCGGCCAAGAAACCAGGAAAACAUGGCUCCAACUUUGAGAUUUCGUACUCUCCGCCCGCUUUCGAGAUCAGCACUUCGUAUCAGUCGAACCACCAGCAGAGCUACGUGCCGCCCAAGUCCCAUGAGGGUAGCUUUGCAGAACCUCCUCCGGCCACCAACUAUGUGAAGCCAGUGCAGCAUCCUCCGGCAAAUGGAUAUGGUCCACCUGCUACUAACUAUGGUCAGCCUGCGCAGCAUCCUUCCUCCAGCUACGAUGCUCCUUCACAUCCUCCAUCAUCGGGAUACGAUGCGCCUUCCCAUCCUUCUUCAUCGGGAUACGAUGCCCCUCCUCAUCCUCCUUCAUCUGGCUAUGAUGCACCUCCUCACCCUCCGUCUUCUAGCUAUGAUGCACCGCCGCAACAUCCCUCCUCCAGUUACGACUCGCCACCUCAACACCCAUCCUCCAGCUACGAUUCACCGCCACAGCCACCAAAUUAUGACCAACCCUCCCAGUAUCCUUCAUCUAGUUAUGAUCAACCUCCCUCCCACACUUACAACCAGCCACCGCCUCCAGAAACCCAUCCUAUUCAAAACUAUCCCCACAACGAUUAUGCCCCACCCACCCAGGAACUGCCUCUUAAUCCGCAUCACAAGUUCCCCAGCUUCGAUUUCCCCAAGUCGAGCUACGAAGUGCCCAUCUAUGAUCCCAUUCCCUUCGAGGCAUCCAACCGGGACGAGCAGGAGUCCUAUCCACCCAUACUUGCCUCCUCUCCGGAUCAAAAUGAGAUAGCUAGCGAUGCCCAUGCGGCCGGUAGCUCCAAGAAGCGGAAGAGGAAGCGCAAGCCUGGCGCCGGAGUAGUGCCCGCCAAGCACACCCUGGAUGUGCCGGAGCUCCAGCAGGCCUACGACGCGGACAGCCACCAGAGGAGCGAGUCGAUCGAGCAGAUAGAUUCAGAUGCCCACGCCCACAGCUCGCAUUAUGUGGAAAGAAAGCAGACCUUCUUCAACUUUGUGACGCCCACGACAUCCACAUCCACAACAACUCCGGCUCCUUGGAGUCCGAUGAGGGGCAGGAGCACCACCACAAGCACAGGGUUUAUUCCCACCAUUGUGACCAGCACUCCGGCGCCCAGAACCGCGACGAUGCGAACCAGAAAUCGCGGCAGCUCCAGGUAUCGCACCACCCAAGCAGUUAGUCCCAGCCAGCCGGAUCCUAUCCACACCAGCGUCCGAAUAGAGCAGUCUCACUCCCAGAGCUACUACGACGGCACCAUUGCUCCUCCGACCAGGCAGCAGUUCUCGCCCAGCACCAGUGUGCGUGGCACGCGACCUACAAGACCGGCCUACGCGAGGACACCGCUGGCUCUCCAGCCGGCGAAUCACGGAAGAGAUGCAUCGUCCCCGCCGAGAGUCACACCCAAGCGCACCACCAAGGGCGUCUUUGACACCACCUUGUUCAAGAGCCCGCUCAGCGACCGGGAGAUGGAGCGGAAUCUCCAGGGACUGCGUCAGAACUUGCCAAAAAACCACAAACUGUACUGACUUCCAGAGGGGAGUUCUUGGGAGGCGCAUAGUUUAUAAAGACUUGGUUAACUAGCACUAAGACUGGAGACUUAAGCUAUUAAUUUUUAUCGCAACUUAG